This is a messenger RNA of Drosophila sulfurigaster albostrigata, 1781 nucleotides long. RefSeq names its product lactosylceramide 4-alpha-galactosyltransferase-like. The coding region runs from base 18 to 584 and encodes 188 amino acids. The record is from RefSeq and is a predicted model, not a curated record. Gene Ontology annotation, molecular function: alpha-1,4-N-acetylgalactosaminyltransferase activity. Gene Ontology annotation, biological process: glycosphingolipid biosynthetic process. The transcript is spliced from 2 exons. NCBI's taxonomy places the organism in Eukaryota, Metazoa, Arthropoda, Insecta, Diptera, Drosophilidae.
UUUCGCAAUGUAUCGAGAUGUCUCAACGUCAAAGAUCAUUCCGGGCGCGUCUCUGGAACUUUGUGAAAUUGCUGAUAGUUCCUCUUUUUGUUAUUAAUAUAUGUGAAUUUCUCAGCAUGCGUCUCUUUAAAUUACCGCCUUCCGCGUAUCCCACCUGCUAUUCGAUAGCUGCUUCGAUGGAGCUUACUCCCGAGAACAUAUCUGCCAUUGAAGUUGAUGGUCCAAUUCCACUAGAGGAUAUACUGCUAUCGGAAGAAAAGCCGUCACCUGGAAAGACUAUAUUUUUCCUGGAGACCAGCUGCCCUUGCUCUGAAAAUGAUUUUAAUUUCAGCACUUUGAGCUCACGACAAGCCUGCGCCAUUGAAUCGGCAGCAUUGCAUAAUCCGAACCUAGAUAUUUAUGUUUUAUUUGCCUGUCCACACUUUCGCUAUCGAUUCGAUCCUAUAAUGGAUGUCAUACUGAGCUAUAGGAACAUACGACUUCGUCGCGUCAAUCUUUGGCGAUUUGCGGAAGAUACUCCACUUGAGGACUGGAUGUGGCAAGAAGAACUUUUUAGCGCUAGGUCUGCGAUUUCUGAUGAAUAAUAUCUCCAACCUUCUUCGCUUAUUGUGCUUAUAUCACUUCGGCGGCAUCUACAUGGACAUGGAUGUGGUUGUAUUGCGUAGUUUUGAGAAUCAGUUGUCUAACUUUGUGGGUGCUGAGGCCGAACAAUAUAUAUCGAAUGCUGUUAUAGGUCUGGAGUCCAACGGAUUUGGCCACAAGCUCGCUGAACUGUUGUUACGUGACUUUGAAGAGAACUUCAAUGGUGAUAUCUGGGCCCACAAUGGGCCACGAAACAUUUUAAGCGUAAUGACACAAAUCUGUGGAACGAAUAAUGUCAGCCUCAUGGAGACAAAUCGUUAUCAGUGCCAGGGCGUUAAGGUAUUUAAUCACAAAUCCUUCUUUGAGAUCCAAGGCUAUCACUGGGCGCAUUUCUUUGAGCCAAAAUAUGCAAAUAAAACGCUGCUACGCUUAAGGAAUUCGUAUCUGACUCAUAUCUGGAAUCGAUAUAGUGCGAAGAGAUCGCUUAGGGUUGACUCCAAUGCUGCUUACAUUCAAUUGGCGCGGAGACAUUGUCCCAGGGUCUUGGCUAUAACUAAAGAAUAUUUCGAUUAGUCCGGUGAAUUAAUUGCUAUGAUAGAGGAUUCAAUUGCACUUGUAGUAGGACCGUAUAAUAAGGUAAUACAGCUAAACAAACAACAUAAAAUGUACAAUUAAACAGUUGCUAUUUCAUUUGUUAGUCGUAACUAGUUUAAACUGCAAAGUUAUGGUUCUACGUAAAUGGAAAUUUCGAGCAAGUCUUAACAGGUGUGUCGAAUUUCUAGUUCCCAUAUUGAUGUUCCAUGAACUAGACUUGUAAAUAUUUGUUUUCAUGGAAUUGUGCUACUAUUUAAUUUAAACUAAUGUUAUUUGAGCAAGAUGCUCGCAUCUUUGCCGUCAACUGGAGUGCGAAUAAAAAUAUCAAGUACAUACUCGUAAUUCGAAAAGAUAUUCUACUCUCGGAUGUCAUACCCAUACCGGGAAACAUAAUAUUCUUUAUCGAUCCUUUAUCAAAAGCCAAUUGCCACGUUCCCGGUAUAUUAUGAAGUUUACAACUCGACAAGCUUGUUCAAAUGAAUGGACAUCAUCUAACUGUUUCAAGUGCUCAAGUGUUUGUUUUACUUGCAAAUUCCCUUCUAAUAAUGUAAUCAAUAAUGUUUAAUUGUGGUAUUAGGGAACACGUCUAAUAAAAAUAUGCAAAU